This is a messenger RNA of Colletotrichum truncatum, 1941 nucleotides long. RefSeq lists its product as uncharacterized. NCBI's taxonomy places the organism in Eukaryota, Fungi, Ascomycota, Sordariomycetes, Glomerellales, Glomerellaceae. The record is from RefSeq and is a predicted model, not a curated record.
AUGACUUCUCAACAUUCCGGAGCGGCGACACUGCCAAAAGGCUUCCGCUAUCAUGAUCCAGAUCUGCAGGACCCCAAAACACCGGAGCCAUCCGCUUCGAACGAGGAACUGCAGCCACCCUCACCGCCGCGUCCACGGUUCAAACUGAAAAGGCGCGUCGCCUCCAACUUGACCGCCCCAACAAGCCAGUUCCUCGCGUCUGUCGCUACCGCUGAUGUGCCGAUUCCGAGCAUCGAAGAACCAGAAGCACCUGGUGGAAACAUGCACAUAUCCAGCAUGACAUAUCCGGUUAUUCACAACCUCAAGGACUUGGAGGAUAUCGGGAUACAGAAAAUUCGCGGCAGACGAUUUUCUCCACCCAAGACGCCAGCACCCGGCGCCGCUCCCUCAUUAUCCCCUAGGCGAUAUCCUAACUGGUCCAUCGACUCUGCCUUCAGUAGUGGCGAGUCGACCCCAGAAUGCGAAUCGAGCCGGCCGUCAACAGCACGGUCCACCCAGACCAGCGCUUCCAUUUUCAGCCGAUUCUCCCUGACAUCUGAAGACUUGCAGUGCAUCAGCCCUGAGACUGAAGCCUCGGACCAUUUCAAUCGCGCCUUCUCGGAGACUGCUGAUGAAGUGGUCGAAAAGCCAGCCAAAGUAAAGGGGAAGAGAAGGAAGGCUCCUUGGACGAAAGCUAUGAACGAUCAUCUAUGGGCAACCUACCUCAUGUAUCUACAGGACCCUAAAGUUACCCCAUUUCGCACCGGCAAAAGCUGCAUCCCUCCCCACGGGGUCUGUCUCCGCGUCGCGAGGGAAGCAAAGAGGAGCUGGAGAGGUCCCAAGGGCGCAAGGAAGUCACUGAACCCAAAAAGUGGAAGCAACACCCCCACGGUUGAAGGUGCAUGCACCUUUUUACAGUGGCCACACACUUGCGCAGCCACUCGAGCGCACCUGAGGGAUCUCUGCAAACUUAAAGCGGCCUCCUCAUCGGCCCGGAAAAGCCAAUUCCUUCCCAAUAGCCCGACGCCGUUUGGGCGGACCGCUACAAGGUACUGGAACCGGAAAUCCACGCCGGCCCGAUCUCCCUCCGUCUUUUCGGCACACGACAUGUCAAUGUCGCUUACAAUAAGCACCUCGGAGGCCAUGCAACCCCAGGGCCCUCUGGCACAGCUUACAAAGUCAACCCCGGAACCUGUCGAGGAACCAAUGACGGAGCCGUUUCCUCCACUUCCGGUGGAUUUAUCCAGCCUUGACGUACCUGUGGAUGAGCGUCCACGACUCGGCUCACCUUUUAUGGCCAACAGCUACGGACCCAGCUCAAGCGGAGCACUCUCUGCUGCGAUAUCCUCCAUGCCACAGAGGCAAAACCAGAGCCUCGGCCACCGGCGCACCACCCUUCAGUCCCCGGCGCGCUUGACCAGAAGCCGAUCCAACACACAGAAGCGGAUCGGGAGACCGCGGGUGGCGACCCAUGAGCCGCGCAAGACGAAGCGACCGAGUCUCGGCUCAGACCUCUGGGCCGAGCCGAGUCCAUUCGACGACGCUCCCAAGACUCCUCUCCGGCCUGAAAUUGAGUUCAGCUCAACGAACAGCAACGUGCAUGAUGAUCUUUUCGUGCCCCGGACGAGCCUUUCGGGACUUUUUACCGCGCCGAUACCGAUACCUUCGGCGCGGCCUGACCCCACGGGGCCAUCGUUGGCCCCUCCCAGCGCGCCACCAGCACGUCUUGGCUCGCCGUUCCCCGGGUCACAGACGAGUUUCUCAUUCCCCAACCGGUUCACGCAACCGGAGGAGCUUGAGCAUGGAACCAUUCGCCGUCCAUUUGCGACGGUGCAACAAUCUGUGGAUGGUGGAACAGCUCCGCCUCGGAACCUGGCCAACCGCCUGGCUUAUAUUGACGACCGUCUCAGGGAGUUCAGACGGCGCGACAGCAAUCGCCGCCGGUCAGAAUCGCCCUUUUAA